Molecule: messenger RNA, 1080 nt
Organism: Mollisia scopiformis
Lineage: Eukaryota; Fungi; Ascomycota; Leotiomycetes; Helotiales; Mollisiaceae
Exons: 1
Coding region: 137-838 (233 amino acids)
Source: RefSeq, a predicted model, not a curated record
CAACCACCCAAGAGAAUCCUCCGCGAGCAAAGCAAGAUACAGUACAAAUAAAGUCUCCUAGCUUCUCCUCUCCUGUUCCUGAUAUUUCCGUUCGUUUCUGGAUAACAGACAUGAAAUCAAAGUCAUCUCAAAGGAUAUGGCACUCUUUAAUCCAUUCUACGGUCUAAUCUUACCAUUCCUAUUCAUCUUCACAAUACCUAUCGCGAUCCUUGCGAGCAUCACCACAGCUUGCGCUUUUUCCGUGCUCUUAUUCCGAGUUACGCUCGUUUACAUCGAGCUCGCCCUCGCAGUCAUACCUCACUGGCUGCUGGGUGGGGAAAUUACAGCAAAGCAGCUUCGAAGGACCAAGUCAUUAACAAAUACAUCCCCGGGACGCCGGAAGAGGCGGCGGGGCAGCACGAGCAGCAAUGCUUCUGCCACGGGCAUGCUCACACCAGUCUCGAGCGAUAAUGUGAUGGGAUUGAGUGCUGGGCCAACACGAGAUUAUGAAGGUGUUGGAGGAUGGCGAAUCGACAAUCCUUCCGACGACGAUGCUUUAUGGACGAAAAUCAACUCUCGACUUGAGCUUCCUGCAGACCAUGUCAGGCGGCAUCAUCGCUCGUUGACGUCGGGCAGCAUGCCUGGCGAAUCGACAGCGAAGGUGAACAGAAGCUAUAGUCCUGAGGCCAUCAUGAAUACCUCUAGAGCGAGAACCCCGCCUAGCUCUGCUAUUAUCGGGAGAGAUGAGGGGUAUUUCCCACAGAUUCCGAUUAGUUCGAAAACUUCGAAAAGGAACUCUUCUUCGACGGGUAGUACAACGAGUUCGAAGGGUUCUGGGUUGUGUAUAAAGCCGAUAUGAUGGUUAGCUAUGACUUUAUGAUGAUGACUGGGAAUAUGGGAGUUUGGCGUUCAGGUUUGGGAUCAUUGCCUUGUAUAUGGGGUGAAAGCAUGGUCUGUACAAUGAUCUGUUAUUCAACACAUACAAAUUCGUUCAACACUAUCCUAUCCGUGGUAUUCCUUCAAGUCACAAUACCUGCCAAAGACGCCAUCAACGCCGAAUUACCGCCCAAUUUGUGUGACCCCCUUCUACAAUUGCUGCCA